AUGGACCUGACCGCCCCGGGCAGCGGCGCGGGCUCCCUGCCGCUGCUCCUGGCCCUGGGUUUAGUGAUCCUCCACUGUGUUGUGGCAGAUGGGAACUCAACCAGAAGUCCUGAGAAUGAUGGCCUUCUCUGUGGAGAUGCCAGAGAAGAUUGUGCAGUUACCACCACACAGUCAAAGUGGAAUGAUUACUUCUCUCCAUGCCCCAAGAAAUAUGAGCAUUACUGCAUCAAUGGGAAAUGUCGCUUCGUGGGGGCCCUGCAGACACCCUCCUGCCUCUGUGAUGAUGGCUACGCUGGGGCAAGAUGUGAGAGAGUUGACUUUUUUUACCUGAGAGGAGACACAGGACGGAUUCUGGUGAUUUGUUUGACAGCAGUUAUGGUAACAUUGAUCAUUUUGGUGAUUGGUGUCUGCACAUGCUGUCAUCCCCUUCGAAGGAAAAAGAAAGAAGAUAUGCCAAAUCUUGAUAAAGAUAUAACUCCUGUAAAUGAAGAUAUUCAAGAAACUAGUAUUGUUUAA
This is a messenger RNA of Pipistrellus nathusii (Nathusius's pipistrelle), 516 nucleotides long. Lineage: Eukaryota; Metazoa; Chordata; Mammalia; Chiroptera; Vespertilionidae. The record is from the annotation of a GenBank genome assembly.